Emys orbicularis (European pond turtle) is the source of this 2961-nucleotide messenger RNA. Its product is annotated as zinc finger protein 665-like. The transcript is spliced from 6 exons. The record is from RefSeq and is a predicted model, not a curated record. The coding region runs from base 1 to 2961 and encodes 986 amino acids. Lineage: Eukaryota; Metazoa; Chordata; Testudines; Emydidae.
AUGGCCACAGAACUACGUACAAGUGCAGAUUUGGGUCUCCAGUUACAGGUGCCUUUAGAGCAGGGGGUGCAGCCCCCAGUAAAAAGGGAGGAACAAGAUCCACCAGGCCCCGAGCCAGGGCAGGGAGUGGAGCAGGGAGAGAACCUUCCCUUUGUUGUCUGUUCUGGGACCAUCGGGGAAUUAUUGAGAUGGGCGGCUCCACAACAGUCCAGGCCUCAGAGGCAGGACGAGCCGCCCCAGCGCUGGGAAGUGAAAGCUGCCAUCCUGCAAGGGGAGGACACCCGCCUGGAGAUGCGGCGUCGAUGCUUCAGGCAAUUCCGCUACCAGGAGGCCGAGGGGCCCCGGGAGGCUUACAGCCGCCUCCAGGAGCUCUGCCAUCGCUGGCUGGAGCCACAGAGCCGCACCAAGGAGCAGAUCCUGGAGCUGCUGAUCCUGGAGCAGUUCCUGACCAUCCUGCCAGAGGAAAUGCAGAACUGGGUCUGGGAACGUGGCCCAGAGAACUGCGCCCAAGCGGUGGCCCUGGCAGAGGGGUUCCAACUGGGGCAGCCAGAGGCUGGAUUAUGGGAGCAGCAGGUCACGGUGCGUGUGAAGGUUGAGGAAGUGACUUCGGAGAAGAUGGCUUCCCCUGAGGCAUUAUGGGAUGCUCCCGGCUCCCAGCUAGAGCAGUUGCAGCCCCAUCACGAAUGUGUAUCCCAGGAGGAGGUGGGACGAGUUGAGACCCCAGGACACCAGUAUGAACCACUCUGUGUCCCCAAAGAGGAGCCCCCGAUCCUCCAGGAAAUGGAUAAUAAGUCAGGUGACGUGGUGCUGAGCGCAAGUCCCCAGCUGGAGGUGCCAAGCGCAAGUCCCCAGCGGGAGGAGACAGAGAUGGCAGGGCCACGCAGGGUGUCCCUGGGAAGAUACAAUGGGAAGGCGUCACGGACUCAGCGCAGGGUGGGGAGGCAGCAUGGGAGCCCCAUUGGGAAAAGGCAGGUGGAAUCAGCCCCUCCCCUACCAGACUUGGGGAAGCCCGAACCCCAGCCCAGGCCUUUCAAAUGUGCUGAGUGUGGGAAAACCUUUUGCCGCAGCUCUGACCUGCUGAGACACAAGCGGAUCCACCGGGGGGACCGGCCCCACCACUGCACUGAGUGCGGGAAAAGCUUCGUCCGGAACUCCCACCUCCUGAUCCACCAGGUGAUUCACCGUGGCGAACGCCCCUUCACGUGCAGCGAGUGUGGAAAGAGCUUUAGCCAGAGCUCCACCCUAACAAGACACCAGCAGAUCCACACUGGCGAGAAACCCCACCGCUGCCACCAGUGUGGCAAGAGCUUUGGACGCAACUCCAACCUGACGAGGCACCAAAGGCUCCAUGCGGCCGAGCGGGUCUACCGGUGUGCGGGAUGCGGGGAGGCCUUCCGCAGCAGGGGUCUUCACAGAGGAAAGGUUCUAACUACAGGUGAUAAGCCGUUCCGGUGCUCCGAGUGUGGCAAAGGGUUUGCCCAGAGCUCCAACCUGAUCAAACACCAGCGGGUCCACACCGGGGAGCGGCCCUACCGCUGCCACCAGUGCGGCAAGGCCUUCACCUGGAGCUCAUCGCUGCUGGAGCACCAGAAGUCUCAUGCUGGCGAAAAGCCCCACAGCUGUCCGGAGUGCGGGAAGAAGUUCAGCCGUGGCUCCACCCUGCUGGAGCACCAGCGCAUCCACACCGGCGAGAAGCCUUUCCGCUGCCACCAGUGCGGCGCCCGCUUCAGCCAGAGCUCCACACUAGUGCACCACCAGCGCACCCACACCGGGGAGCGGCCCUACCGCUGUGACGAGUGCGGGCGCAGCUUCGGCCGCAAGUCCACGCUGGUGACCCACCGCCGCACCCACACUGGUGAGAAGCCGUACCACUGCCUGGAGUGUGGACGCAGCUUCGUGGUCAGCUCGGACCUGGCCAAACACCAGCGCACCCACACCGGCGGCCAAGGCCCCUACCGCUGUGGAGAGUGCGGGGAGGGCUUUGGCUGGAGUGCCGCCCUGGCUGCCCAUCGGGCCAGCCAGCACAGCGCCGAGAAGCCCUACCGAUGCUCCGAGUGCGGGGAGGCUUUCCACCAAAGCGCCACGCUGCUAGUGCACCAGCGCACCCACGCCGGCGACGAGGCCUUCACCUGCUCCGACUGUGGGGAGUGCUUCCUGGAGAGCGCCAAGCUGGCCCGGCACCGGCGCAUGCGGCACAGCGCCGACGGGGAGGAGAAGCCUUUCAAGUGCUCUGAGUGCGGCAAGGGCUAUGCCCAGAGUGCCGGCCUGCGACACCACCAGCGAGAGCAACCCUUCCGCUGCCCGCAGUGCGGCCUGAGCUUCCUCUGGAGCUGCCGGCUGGCUGAGCACCGCCGCAGCUGCCGCAUGGCGGAGAAGCCCUACAAGUGCCCCGAGUGUGGCAAGAGUUUCGGCCAGAGCUCCAAGCUGCUGCGGCACCAGGUGACUCACACCGGCGAAAAGCCCUACAAGUGUCCGGAGUGUGGCAAGAUCUUCAGCCAGAGCUCCAAUCUGGCGGAGCACCGGCGCACGCAUGCCGGCCAGAAGCUCCACCGCUGCGGCAUCUGCGGCAAGAGCUUCGCCCUGGGCUCCUAUCUGGCCAAGCACCAGAUCACCCACACCGGGGAGCGGCCCUACCGCUGCACCGAGUGCGGCAAAGGCUUCCGGCAGAGCUCCAACUUGAUCCAGCACCAGCGCACCCACACCGGCGAGCGCCCCUACACCUGCCCCCAGUGCGGCAAAAGCUUCUGCCAGAACUCCCACCUCAUCAAGCACCGGCGCACCCACACUGGUGAGCGCCCCUACCGCUGCCCCCAGUGCGGCAAGAGCUUCCGCCAGAGCGCCAACCUGCUGGAGCACCAGAACACCCACACCGGCGAGCGCCCCUACCAGUGCGGCCAGUGCGGCAAGAGCUUUUGCUGGAGCUCAGCCUUCAGCAAACACCAGAGGACUCAUCUCAGCUAG